AUGUCUGAUCGGAUUCCCCGUUCCGUUGAAGAUGGUCAGUUUGACCUUCAGACUGGCAACACCGACGGCAACACCGACAACCAAAACAAGCUUGUGGACAUGCAGGCCAUCCGAGACCAGCUCGACAGACUCAGGGCUCCGCUAGAGGAGCCAACCUUGGACGAGUCUCUACCAGCACUCUGGAAGAAGGAUAAUAACAAACGUAUCCUGGCUCGUAUUAAGGCUACGACCUCGGAUAUGGACGACUUUCUCAAGAAACCAGAGACCAUCCGCCUUUUUUCUCCGCAGGGAUCACUGGAACAGCGUCAGAGUGACUAUAUCAAAACCAUGGAAAGGGUUGAAACUCUGCGGCAGGCGCUUCAGAUGGCCAAGGAUGAUGUCCGGGAGCUGUCGGAAUCGUACCUCCCCGGGGUGGAUUCGGAUGGGCUUGGGAGGCUUAUUGUAAACCUUAAGGCGCAGAUUCAGCUGCUUGAAGAUAUUUGUAGCAAGCAUAUACGCAAUGUCCAAGUAGCCUAG
This is a messenger RNA of Fusarium vanettenii 77-13-4, 516 nucleotides long. RefSeq lists its product as uncharacterized. The transcript has 3 exons. Bases 1 to 516 code for a protein of 171 amino acids. Lineage: Eukaryota; Fungi; Ascomycota; Sordariomycetes; Hypocreales; Nectriaceae. The record is from RefSeq and is a predicted model, not a curated record.